AGCCUGCGCUGGAGAUCCAGAGCAGAGUCCCGGUGAGUGAGGAAACCAGAACGGGAGAAAGCAGCCUGUCGGGGAGGCACGGGACCGACGACUUCGGUACGACAUCUGCGGUAGUUCUACAGACAAGAAAGAGCUCGAACAGGCCUCAUUUUAACGGAGACACCGAGAUCUGCUGUGAGAUCAGUCCGCCUCCUAGUUUAUUUCCCCUGGGGUCACCCUGGUGAAGAUGGGGUGAUUGUAUUCUCUCAUCAUCUAGUUAACAAACCUGGAACAAGCCCAGGGUCAAGCUCCUCCUGAUGUCAGAAGAUUCAGACUCCAAGCCCUAUUGCUUCCCAGUGCUGGAGGACCAGGAUGGCGCCUCGGGGUGCAGAGCGUCCACCUCUUGUGGCUCCAUCCCUAGGGGGGCCUCAGGGUGCAGCUCCAUGGCUCAGCUGCACCGGAUGGGUGGCUACAGCCAAGGUGGGCCUGACUUAGGCCUCCCUUCGGAGGGCAGUGACAGCAGCGGUCAGGACCCUCCUACUUCGCCGCACAACCUUCGCAAGAACACCCGCUCCCGAUCGCUCCCCGAGGAGGAUGUGGAGAUGAAGAGCAGCGGGUCCAGCGGGAGUGGGACCGAAUCCCACGGCAAUGAAAGCCAUGGCAACGAGAGUCAUGGGAACGAGAGUCACGGCCACGAGUCUCUGGGCAGCUCCAACGGCAACAGCAAGGACUCGGCAUUGCUGGAAUCUUCUGAGAGCAACAAGAGUUCGAACUCCCACAGUCCGUCUCCUCCAAGCAGCUCAAACGCCUUCAGUCUGCUGAGCUCUGAGCAGGACAACCCUUCAACCAGCGGCUGCAGUAGUGAAGAGUCUGCCAAAGUCAAGACCCAGAAGGAGGUGAUUAAAACUCUGAAGGAGCUGAAGCUUCACCUGCCUGCUGAGAAAAGACACAAUAACAAAUCCACCACGUUGAACACGCUCAAGUACGCCCUUCGCUGUGUGAAGCAGGUGGAAGCCAAUGAGGAGUAUUACCAGCUGCUGAUGAUCAAUGACAGUCAGCCUUCAGGCCUGGAUGUAUCCUCUUAUACCAUAGAGGAAAUAGACAGCAUCACCUCUGAAUACACCCUCAAAAACAAUGACAUUUUUGCAGUGGCCGUGUCUCUUAUCACAGGAAGGAUAGUCUACAUCUCUGAUCAGGCAGCCUCCAUCCUCAACUGCAAAAGAGACGUGUUCAAGAACUCCAAGUUUGUGGAAUUCCUGACGCCGCAGGACGUUAGCGUGUUCUACAGCUUCACAACGCCUUACCGCCUGCCCUCCUGGAGCAUGUGCACCGGAGCAGAGUCAUCCCCGCCUGACUGCAUGCAGGAGAAAUCCUUUUUCUGCCGGAUCAGUGGUGGUAAGGAGUGUAAGGGCGACCUGCAGUACUAUCCAUUCCGCAUGACGCCUUACCUGAUGAAGGUCCAGGACACGGUGCACGCUGAAGACCAGUUCUGCUGCCUCCUCCUGGCUGAGAGGGUUCACUCUGGUUAUGAUGCGCCCAGAAUUCCAACAGACAAGCGCAUCUUCACCACCACACACACUCCGAGUUGUGUGUUCCAGGAUGUGGAUGAGAGGGCGGUUCCCCUGCUCGGGUACCUUCCCCAGGACCUGAUUGGGACCCCAGUCCUCCUCCAUCUGCAUCCCAAUGACCGUCCGAUCAUGCUGGCCAUUCACAGGAAGAUUCUUCAGUAUGCAGGACAACCGUUUGACCACUCAUCCAUCCGGUUCUGUGCACGAAACGGAGAAUACAUCAUCCUAGACACCAGCUGGUCCAGUUUCGUCAACCCCUGGAGCCGCAAAGUCUCCUUUGUUAUUGGGCGACACAAAGUCCGCAUGGGCCCUGUGAAUGAAGAUGUUUUUGUGGCCCCGGCCUCCACUGUCAGGGAGGUGAAGUCCAUAGACUCUGACAUCCAGGAGAUUACUGAGCAGAUCCAUCGACUCCUGUUACAGCCGGUUCAUAACAGUGGCUCCAGUGGCUACGGCAGCAUGAACAGCAAUGACCACCGUCUGGGCUUGACGUCUUCUAGUGAGAGCCUGAACAAUGGCAACGAGACCAAGAUGCAGCAGGAGGAAGAGAAAGUGAGCAGCAAAGCCAGACCUCGGACUUUUCAGGAAAUCUGUAAAGGAAUUCAUCUUCAGAAGAGCCUAGAGCAGCAGACAGCCAAACUAGACAACAAAAAGGGCAAUGGCAUAGAAUCUGUAAACAAGAGUCCAGCGGUGGUGCGACCCAAAGACUCGGCCGCCCAUCUGAGCUGGAGGGAAGCCGGGUCACCUAUGGAGGAGAGCAGCGCCCCUUUCCAGGAGGAGCUGGCCUUCAAUGAUCAGACUGUCUACUCAUACCAGCAGAUCAGCUGUCUGGACAGUGUUAUCAGGUACUUGGAGAGCUGUAAUGUUCCCAUCACCAUGAAGAGGAAGUGUCAGUCUUCCUCGAACACCGCAUCUUCUAACUCAGAUGAGGACAAACAGAAAGGAACCAACAGUAUGCAGGUGUCUGAAGAACCAACAUUGUUGAAGGAUCAGUCCACUCUCUCUGCUUUGGAUGAUCAAGACAAAAAGUCCAGUGAUGCAGCCACAGCGGUGGUGGGCACUUCGCUGCCCCUCCCUGUACCAAACAAACCAGAAAGUGUGGUGUCCAUAACCAGCCAGUGUAGCUACAGUAGCACCAUAGUGCAUGUCGGGGACAAGAAACCUCAACCCGAGUCAGAGAUCAUAGAGGAUGUAGCAGGUGCAGGGGAGACGGCAGAACCCAGCCUGACCCCCGGGGUUCCUCCUUGUGCGAUUUCACCUCCCAGUCAGGAGAGGGAGUCCUACAAGAAACUGGGGUUGACCAAGCAGGUUCUGGCAGCUCACACACAGAAGGAGGAGCAGGCCUUUCUGUGUCGCUUUAGAGAGCUUCGUGGCCUCGCGUCCAUCAAAGCAAACUGCUCGGAGUACCUUGAGCGCCAGAGAGAGCUGAUCGCCAGCGAUGCUCCACCUGCUGCUCGACCCUGCAAACAGGGAGCACCGACUCCAGAGCCGACCCCACGGCGAGGCACCCGGAACAAAAAGACCAAGUCAAAGCGAGCAAAGCAGAUUGCUUCCUCAGACAGCACAGCGUCCCAUCACAGACAGCAACAGCUACGGCCUCCACUGCUGAACCAUGGCCUUAACCAGACCUCCUGGUCAACCUCUGAAGCCUCACAGUCCACUUUCCCCAUGGCCUAUCCUGCCAUGGUGCCAGGAUACCCGCUUCAGGUUUACUCCACUGGCGAUACCGUAGCUCCCCCCACAGAUGCCCCCCUUCAAGGCUUUGGGGACAAUCAGGGUGCCCAAGCACCUCCCUGCCCACCAUCCAUCCAAGCUGCUCCCUUCACCUCCCCCAUUGUCACCCCUAUUGUAGCUCUAGUGCUGCCUAACUACCUGUACCCUCUGAUUAGCCCCGCCCCUCCACCACCACAGCCAGUGUACCAUACAGAGACUGGGGGCUUCCCCGCCCAAACAGCCCCGUUUGUUCAGGCUGCCUUUCCAGGCCAAGGCACUUUCACAUAUCUGCCUUCCUUCAGCAGUCAGAAUCAGUUGAACCCCCAGAACCACUUCGCUUCUCAAACGGGCUUUGUAACUUCGUCAGUUUACUGUCCUCCGUCUUCGGAAACCCCAAAGCCCCCUGUGGAGGGCCAGUCUCGCUCUUCAACGCCACAGACUGGAGGAGCUGGAGGCCAGACGUCUCCGCCUUUGUUCCAGUCUCGCUGCAGCUCACCUCUCAACCUGCUGGAGCUGGAGCUGUCUGUGGACAGACAGGACAGCACGGUGCUCUCCUCCGGAGGACAAGUGAAUAAUACAGCUGAAAGGGAGAAAGGAACGAGUGGCAACCAAGCCAAGGAGAGGGAGCUAAAACAGCCAUCUCUCAGUCUCCUUGGUCCACCUGGACCCUUGUAUUUCGGGGGCACACCCUGUGUCUGUGAGCGUUUGUCUUGGGAUAAAGUGUGCUCUAGGCUGAGGGCUUGCAGCAAAGAGACAAGUUCACGUGGCGACGGCAACAACAGUGACGCCAACUCUUCAUCCAGCGACAUGUUGGACAUUAUUCUCCAAGAAGACUCCUGUUCAGGCACCGGCUCAGCCACCUCGGGGUCCAUGGGCUCGAGGUCGAACGGCUGUGGAACGUCAGCCAGCGGGACGUCUAAGAGCAGGACGUCAGCCAGCGGGACGUCAGCCAGCGGAACAGGAAGCAACAACAGUAGUAAAUACUUUGGCAGUGUGGACUCGUCUCAGAACAGCCAGAAGGUCAAAGGUCACUCAAACAGCAGCGAAGGAAGGUCCAUGGAGAUGGAGCAGAGCGAACACUUCAUCAAGUAUGUACUGCAGGACCCGAUGUGGCUGCUCAUGGCCAACACAGACGAGAAGGUCAUGAUGACCUAUCAGCUGCCCUCACGGGACAUCCAGAAAGUUCUCAGGGAGGACAAGGAGAAGCUGAGGCUGCUGCAGAAGAACCAGCCGCGCUUUACAGAGGAGCAGAAGAAGGAGCUGAUCCAGGUCCACCCCUGGAUGAAGAAGGGAGGUUUACCCAAGGCAGUAGACGUCAAGAUGUGUCCCUGCUGUGAAAGCAACUCAGAGGCGGCGGUGGCAACAGUGGAGGAUCAGCCAGACCUGGACCUCGGUGACACAGAGACAGAAGAAGUCAGCUGCCAGCAGAGCCCCACAGAGGAGCCCUCGAGCACUGCGGUCAUCUCCUGCCACGGCCCGUCUCCGGGUUCCGGCCUGCAAACACAACCAGCGAGGCAAUAAACUGCUAAACCUUUUCAGAGUGACUUUUCUACCCAGCCUGUUGUACUGAAGAACUGUGAAGAGCAACCUUCGACGAGGAACCUGCACUAGACGGGUUCUUACUGUCUCUGUCUUGCUGUUUUAUAAGUUAUAUGCCAGGAAAAAAUGGCUUAAAAAAAGCUUUUGUAGAAUGUGAAUAUCUACAUAUAUAUGUAGUGGUCAUCCAGCUGCAUUUUAUUUUCAUCAUAACGUACACCAGUCAAGAUUGUUUUGUUGCUUAGGGGCUCUGCGACUACAUAUGUUUUUUCUCUGUUUGUAGCAAUGUGUCACUCAGAAAAUGUGCUAUGCACUGAUUAAGCGAAAUACAAUAUGUGUUCAUGCAUCAGACAGCACAGUAGAGGUCAAAGUAACGUCAGCGUGGUGGAGGCUGCUGUACUCACACGCCAGCAAGUGGCUCAGUGGUGUUCUAACUGUCACGGUUAAUGAAUGAGUUCCGUGUUUUGGUGACGUUUCUUUGGUUACAGCUGCGUCGUGGUUCGUCAGCAUGCGGUGAAAACAGGUGCAGGUUGUUGAAGACGGAUCGCUUUCUAUCACUCCUGUCAUUCAUGUGCAUCAAGCACCGAAUGAGCACAAGUGCACUUUGUGGGCUGCAGUGGAUUAAGAGGAAAAACGUGAAUGAGACUCCCGUGUACGAUCGCCAAGAGGACAUUGAAGCGAAAAAUAUAAACAUGCUCCCAUGUGCAGCAUUGAGCAGCAACGAUAGCUGAAGUUUUCCACCACCUCCAUCACCACCUGUGACUCAGUACCUCAAUAUUAUUCAAGUAGAAGUAGUGAAACACAGCAAAGGAAUAGCCCAUUACAAGUGGAUGUAAUUCAUUUAAAAUAUUCAGGUUAAGGUACUGGAAGCACUUUUAUCUCGCCAUGCACAAAGGCCCAUUUCAGCACAUUAUAUUGGGUUAUGUAGUGGAUUAUUGCUGAUCUAUUGCCAUGUAAGUGGCAGCUUAAUAUUAUUCAUUCAGUGUCUCUUCACCACAGCUUGUAGUAGAGGAAAAGGUGCAUAGUACCCUUUUAAAUGCAGCAAUGUAGCAAAAAAUGAACAUUAAGUACAUACAUUAGUGAUUCCCACACACGAUGGAGGUGGUGCAAACAUCUGAGGCAGCACUGAGAUAAAGUCGGGUGCAGCAUAUACUGUUUGUACCAGCCCAUCAUGUCAUAAUUGCAGAGAACUUAUGUCACUUAAAGUUUGCAUUUUCCCCACUCUGUCUCUAUGACAUGUUACUGUAAUGCAGCUUUACAUCUUCACUGUUCUGGUGACAAACUGCAGCGUUUGUUGCAGCUGCUCUGACAUUUAUUUGCUUUCUCUUAUUUUUAAAAACUUCAAUGCUAGUAUUAAUGUUUUUUAAGUCUUCACCUCCGAGCAUAGCCUGUAUAUUUUUACAUGCAAUAACUGUUUCUGUAUAAACAAGUUAUUUAUAAUUUAUGACAAAAAAAUCCAGCUAAAUAAGCAAACAGAGGACCAAGAGGAUUAAUAUUUACUGUAUAUACUAUUUUUGAAAAUGUGAUUUGCAUAAUCAGCAUCAGGACUGUACCCACCGCAGACUGGAGACCGGCAGAGCUGUGUGUUGAUUCUGGUGGGUGGAGAAUGUUGAUGUUUCCCCUGUUGUAAAGUGCUCUGAUAAAUAUGGAGAGGAGCGUCAUGACUGAAGCUCAUUACCAUUCAAAACAAACGUGUGCUCACUUCAGACUGACUUUAGGGUUAUUGCACGGGUGUAAAGCAGCUGAGACAGAUGCCAAGUGGUUGUUCAGUGACAUUUCCUUCACUUUGAAGUUGAUGCUGUAAUUUCGGACGAAACGGAGCUCCUUCUGGGCGACUUGAACAUUUCCUAAAGUUGUCAUUUGUCUUUCGCGUGGACAACUGGUUACAUGCAGCUUUUAUUUAAUUUUAUUUUUCCUCUCUAUUUUGAUGACGAAUAUUCUAUUAUGUUUGUGGAAUUUUCUCAGAAUAAAAUGUUGCCUGAUUUACAGUAAA
Messenger RNA from Acanthochromis polyacanthus (spiny chromis), 6786 nucleotides. It is a transcript of the gene per2, whose product is annotated as period circadian clock 2. Bases 297 to 4778 code for a protein of 1493 amino acids. The record is from RefSeq and is a predicted model, not a curated record. Lineage: Eukaryota; Metazoa; Chordata; Actinopteri; Pomacentridae. Gene Ontology annotation, cellular component: cytoplasm; nucleus. Gene Ontology annotation, molecular function: transcription corepressor binding; transcription cis-regulatory region binding. The transcript is spliced from 24 exons. Gene Ontology annotation, biological process: negative regulation of transcription by RNA polymerase II; entrainment of circadian clock by photoperiod; circadian regulation of gene expression.